AUGCUAAGUGUACUGGAAAGCAUCUUCCUUUUUGCUGCAAUUAUGGAGUCCAUCCUGGGGGUAUUAGGUAACGGGUUUAUUGCACUUGUGUACUGCAUCGAAUGUGUCAAGAAGAAGCUCUCUAUGCUUGGCUUUAUUCUCACUGGCUUAGCAAUUUCGAGAAUUUGUCUGAUAUGGGUAAUAAUGAUAGAUGGAGUAAUGGGUGUAUUGUCUCCAUAUACUUAUUACUCUAGCAACCUAAAGGAAUACAUUAGUUACGUAUGGGUAAUUAUCAAUCAUUCCAGUAUCUGUUUUGCCACCAGCCUCAACAUCUUCUAUUUCCUGAAGAUAGCAAACUUUCCCCACUACAUGUUUCUCUGGUUGAAAAGGAGAAUCAGGAGAAUUCUUCCUCUUCUAAUGGGGUUCUUGGUUAUUUCAUUAUUAAUUACUCUUCCGCAAGUCAUAAAGAUUUCUAAUGAUAAAAUGAAGAACAGAAAUACAACCUGCCAAUUCAAGAUGCAAAAAAGUGAGUUCUUUGUUCAACAGGUAUCAAUAAAUCUGGGAGUCAUCUUCUUUCUUACACUAUCCUUAAUUACAGGUUUCCUGUUAAUCAUUUCCCUUUGGAGACAUAGUAGGAAGAUGCAAUUGAAUGGCCCCGGAUUCAGAGACCCCAACAAUGAAGCUCAUGUAAAGGCAAUGAAAGUGCUGAUAUCUUUCAUCAUCCUCUUUAUCUUAUAUUUUAUAGGCUAUGCCAUAGAAAUGACAUCUUCGGUGGUGGAAAACAAAGUGAUGAUAAUUUUUGGAAUGACAACCUCAGCCAUCUAUCUCUGGGCUCACUCAUUUAUCCUAAUUCUAGGAAACAGCAAACUAAAGCAGGCCUCUUCGGAGGCAGUGCAUCAACUAAAGUGUUGUAAGAGAAGGGAAAAUCUCAGAGCCACUUAG
Messenger RNA from Otolemur garnettii (small-eared galago), 921 nucleotides. Its product is annotated as taste receptor type 2 member 10-like. The record is from RefSeq and is a predicted model, not a curated record. Gene Ontology annotation, cellular component: membrane. The transcript has 2 exons. Gene Ontology annotation, biological process: G protein-coupled receptor signaling pathway; detection of chemical stimulus involved in sensory perception of bitter taste; sensory perception of taste. The coding region runs from base 1 to 921 and encodes 306 amino acids. Gene Ontology annotation, molecular function: G protein-coupled receptor activity. NCBI's taxonomy places the organism in Eukaryota, Metazoa, Chordata, Mammalia, Primates, Galagidae.